CGGUCCUCCACCAUUUCGCUGCGUAAAGUCUCCUCCCCGCGACCGCUACAUUCUGCGCCGAAACCCAGUCUCUCCCGGUCCGGAUUUUAACUUCUUCCCACAGACCUAGUGGUACCUCGUUGGGUACCGGGAGGCGGUUUGGAUUACUGGCUUUACGGAUUGAGUGCGAUUUUACGCGGAUGACGACUCCUUCAACGAGAAUUUAGUAAAAGAAAAUCGGUCGGAAAUUUCAGAAUAUGUGGAGGGGACCCUAAUUUCAGCAUCCUGGAAGUAGAAAGCACAGAAGAUCUGUGUCUCACACCACAGACAGGUGCAGUGUGUAGCCGGGGCAGCACAGAGGAAGGAAGCUCUGGGGAGGAGGCGGUGCGGCAGCGUGCCCCUCCGGCUGUGGAUGUGCUGGGUGGCAACCCCCAGGCUGCACAGAAUGUGGCUGGGGAGUCACCUCGGCAUGCCCCGCAGCCGGUCGCCGCUGCCCCCCGCCCAGUCCCUCCGUUCACCAAUCCGUCCACUGUGCCAUUGCCGGAGAGCAGCGACUCUGCGUUCCUCGGCAUGGAGAACGCCCCUCCGACCAGCUUGCCUGAGACUCUCCCGAUCAGCGGCGACUCUAAGGACAGCGUCUCAGAAGAAGCUCCCGCUGAGGAGAGCGUUGUCGGAGUUUCGACAUCCUUGCCAACAUCCCUCGAUGAGGACUGUAGUUCCUCUGCUGAGACGCAAAGGCUUCCAGCCCCCUUUUGUCCUCCCCUCGCCCCAGGUUCACAGAUUGACAGCACAGUGCAAGAGUUGCAAUACGGGUCACAAACUGAUAAAGAGAAAAGCCACUCAAAUAGUCAGACAAACCAGAUUCCGCCACCCACAGAGGGUGCUGGACUUGUGGACAUUGCGGGAACAAAGGAGAAACAGUCCGUCACAUUGGAAUAUAAACCAGAGAAUGGAACAAACGUGGAACUUGGUGGAAAAGAGCACACAGGCGGAAGUAUUCUCCCUCAACCCCAAUCUCAAAUCUGUUUCACAGCCUCAGCUCCAUCUGUCUCACAAUCAAGUGUUGGUUUCAAAGUCCAAGACACCACAGAACAUGGGACUAUGGAGCAGUCUGACAGGGACGCACUUGCCCACGCAAAUCAAGGCAGCCAUAUACCUCCGCCAAGUGCUGCGGAGCAGGCAGGUGUUCACCAGGACUCAAAAUCGUUCCCGCUCCCUUUACCCUCAUCUGACAGCAGUGAGAUUAAACAAACUGACGUGUCAAAAACACAACCUAAAGUCAUCAAAGAGCUCUCAAAUGACGCCAGAGAAACACAGAAAGCUAAUUCUUUGGAAUCAAUUGAGAUGUUUGAACAUGUUAAAGAGCUUGUUGACACUUCUCACAAAGAAACACAACCUCCUUCAGCUGAAAUACUUGAGACCACAAAAGCAAGAGAAUUGCUUCCUGGAUUAUACACUCUUCCUGGAAAUGGAGGCUCGGUGUCCGGCAGCACAGUCGGCAGAGAAGACGGCGACGUCCAGAGGAGCUGCAAUCCCCUUGAAGGAGAGCAAGGGGAGAGCAGCACGAGGGAAGAACAAACUGACACCACCACCUCCUCAUCUGACUUCAAAAUGCUGCCAGAGUGCUCUUCCACACGGGAGAGUUCCUCAAAACCUUCUGCUGCAACCCCUCUGUUUGACACGGGCCUAGUUGACUCACUGCAGGCGGAGCAGGUUGUUGAAGCAGAAACAUCUCAACCCUCAGACCAAGUCCUCACCCCAGAGACUCCGCUGACCGCCGAUGCUCAAGAAAUUGUGGUAGUCAGAGAGGAGGCUCACAUCAGUGGGGACUGGUCGAACAUGCACCUGAAUCAGAGUUACCUCCUACAACGAGAAGACGGCAGCGUCUGUGAAGCUGCCAUUGUUAACGAGCUGAGUGCUGAGCUCUCUGCUGGAGAACCGAAGCUCUACGAGGAAAGUGUUCAGGCAGAUAUGGACUUGCACUCGCAGCCCGUGGAAGUGUAUGAGUUUUGUGGCCUGGUUGAGGAGGUUGCCGAGGAAACGGUCUGCGCCAGCAGCAGUGUGCAGAUAGCUCACUCUCCAGGAUACGAGGUGAACUUAUUCAACGCGUUACUAGAACACUCUGAGGAAUACGCUGGCAAACAGGAUCUAGAGUCGCAUCUUGAACCAUCUAUUCACACACUUAAUGAAGGUGACACGGUUAUUAUUUCCCAGCAGCCCCUGCUUUCAUCACAGGCUUGCUCUAACGGUAAAUCCCAUAAUUUGCCCGUGCAAAACGCAAGGGUGGCUGCUGUCGGACAGCAUUUGGUAUUAGAUGCUAACCAAGCUGUUGAAGUGGCUAACACAAGUGCGGUUUGUUUAGUUGAAGUAGCUGCUGUUACAUCUGAAUCAUUCACUGUUAAACAGACAGACACCAGUCUACAAAUUGUGACACCUUGCUCACAGGUCAGUGCGGCUGUCCAAAACCAAACGGAGGUGAAUGAGUCUCCUGUAAGUCAGGCAGUUCCCCAAAAACAGGAAGCAGAAGCAACAGCUGGUGCAUUAUCGCUCGUGUCCCCAGUGGGUACUGGUGAGGACAUGGGGAUGGAAUCAUCCGUUGCUGUUUCAGUGCACGUUUCUCAUGUAGAAAAUCAGCCCUCUCUAAAUCAGACCCCAGGAGUCACUGUUGUAAGUGCCACAAAGCCCGCUUUGACGGAGACUCCAUCACAGAGUAUUCAGAAUGUGCCCACAGAAACCAAACCAGAGGCUUUCUGCACCACUCACUCCUCUGGUUUUAUAAAUCCAAAGCUGCUCCUUCUUAAACCGGGAGAAACUCCCAUCCUGAAACACCCACCCUCCCUUUUGGCACAGGUGUCCAAGCAACAGAAUGCGGCCGGCAAGCUGGCCAAUGCCCACAGCUCUUGCUCUGGCACGGUGUCUGAGGAGUGCCUUCCCCAAACUGUCUCAGCAGCAGACUCUUUAUGUGCGUCUGUGGCGCUUAGCAGCCAGAAAGAUCAGACGCAGUGCUCUGUCCAUAAAACUUCAGAGACAACAGCUCCGCCUGUAAAGGUACUGCAGCCUACCAUGAGCGGUAACAUCUCACUUCAACUUGACCAGACUGUCACCCCCACAACCUCAACAAGCAAAUCUGACAAAGAGGCCUUAACUGUAACUAAAACUUCAACAAGUGAAACAGAUCCUGCAUCCCAAGAUGUCCUCACCCCUGCAGCCGCCGCUGCCACCCCACCUACUACGCCUAACACCCUUUACAUGCUCACAGCAUCAGUGGAUAGUGAAGGUACGGUCAUGACAUCCGCCAGUCUCAACGACCCCGUCAGCCAACACGACUCCCUCUACGCGGAGGACGAGAGCGAGGACAUGGAGCAGGACGAACCGACGGGAGAAACCGAGGCCCAGGAGGCCACUUCGGGACAGGUUAGCAGUCCGGAGGAAGGCAGCGACGAGGACCCCGACGACGACAAAACAGAAGGCGAGAUGACCAACCCCAGCUCACCGCAUAAGGUACGCCAGUGGAUAGCAGACAGGGUCACGGCGAAUUCAUCUCCUGUCUCACCUUGCACCUCCUCUUCUUACCCCGGCCCCUUGUCCACCAGCGAUUGGUCCACUCUACGACGGGAGAGGUCCUCACCUCUCCGGGGUCCUCACGGGAAGUUCGUUUCUCCUUCCUCUGUUGGUGGCUACAGUUCCUCCUCUUCCCCACCCGAUCAGGCCGCUCCUCAGCGACCGCGUGGCGAGCGUCACACAGACAUGGCAGAGCUGGCUAAACACGAAGCAGACAUCGAACAUCGAACCCAGGCGCUGAAGCGAGAGGGCUUCUGGUCGAUGAAGCGUCUCACCCGCCUGACAGAACCGCCACGACCUAAAGUUCACUGGGACUACUUGUGUGAGGAGAUGCAGUGGCUCUCCGGCGACUUCGCUCAAGAGAGGCGAUGGAAGAGAGGAGUGGCGAGAAAGGUGGUACGAAUGGUGAUGCGACACCACGAGGACCUGAGGCAAAAAGAAGAAAAAGCCAAGAGAGAUGAACACGCCAAGAUCAGAAGAGUUGCCUCUUCUAUUGCAAAGGAAGUCCGGGCUUUCUGGACCAGUGUUGAGAAGGUGGUGCAGUACAAGCAGCAGUCUAGACUGGAGGAGAAGAGGAAGAAGGCUUUGGAUCUUCAGCUGGACUUCAUUGUUGGCCAGACAGAGAAAUACUCGGACCUCCUCAGCAAGUCCCUUGCACCCACCAGGCCGGCUGAAACUGUCCCUCUGACUCCCAAAAAAUCUCCGCCACCUCCCGUUGAUGAGGAUGACAGAGACUUUGAGCCUCCCUGUGAGGAGGAGGAUGAUGAGGAGACCAUAGAGGUGGAGGAGCAACAGGAGGGCAAUGACGCCGAGAGCCAUAGGAGGGAGAUUGAACUGCUGAAGGAGGAGGGCAUGCUGCCCCUGGACCAAUUACUCAGCACCCUCAAACUGCCACAGGAGUCGGGCUCAGACGAGGAAUGCUCUGAUGAAACCUCUUCAUCGGUGGAGGAAGAUGGCGAAUUCACUGCCAAUGAAGAGGAUGCUGAGGAUGAGGAGGACACCAUAGAUGCCCAGGAGAAGGUAGAAGGAAAUGUAGACCACGCAGAGGAAUUGGAUGACUUAGCCAGAGAAGGCGAUAUGAGUGUUGAGGAGCUGCUGGAGAAGUACAAAGGAGCAUAUGCUUCAGACUUUGAGGCUCCUUCUGCAUCUGGCUCUAAAGUGAGCUCUGAUUCUGAGGUGUCUGGGGACGAGGAGGAGGAGACUGAAGAAGAUGAGAGCGAUGCUGAAAGCAACACUUCCUCCUCAGCUUCACCAGGGGACAGUGGGGAAGAGGACGACAGUGAGAAAGACGAAGAGGAGAGCGGGGAAGAAGAUGGGGAUGAUGACUGUGGAGAGGAAGGGAUGGAGCUCUUGCUGAAGGAGGGAGACAACAGCCCGCCAUCCUCUAGCUCACGGCCGAAGAAAGAGAUCAGCCACAUUGCUGCUACUGCAGAGAGCCUGCAGCCUAAAGGUUACACUCUGGCUACUACAAAGGUCAAGACCCCCAUCCCAUUCCUGCUUCAUGGCACAUUACGAGAAUACCAGCACAUUGGACUCGACUGGCUGGUCACCAUGUACGAGAAAAAGCUAAAUGGCAUUCUGGCUGAUGAGAUGGGUCUGGGAAAGACCAUCCAGACCAUCGCUCUGCUCGCUCACCUCGCCUGUGAAAAGGGUAACUGGGGCCCUCACCUUAUCAUCGUCCCCACCAGUGUGAUGUUGAACUGGGAGAUGGAGCUGAAACGCUGGUGUCCCGGGUUUAAAAUCCUCACCUACUUUGGCAGCCAAAAGGAGAGAAAGCUGAAGAGACAGGGCUGGACAAAGCCGAAUGCUUUCCACGUGUGCAUCACUUCGUACAAGUUGGUGCUGCAGGAUCACCAGGCCUUCCGACGCAAGUCUUGGCGGUACCUGAUCCUAGAUGAGGCGCAAAACAUCAAGAACUUCAAGUCCCAGCGCUGGCAGAGCCUCCUGAACUUCAACAGCCACCGGCGACUGCUGCUGACGGGAACCCCUCUCCAGAACAGCCUGAUGGAGCUGUGGUCUCUGAUGCACUUCCUCAUGCCCCACGUAUUCCAGUCCCACCGCGAGUUCAAAGAAUGGUUCUCCAACCCGCUGACGGGAAUGAUCGAGGGCAGUCAGGAGUACAACGAAGGCCUGGUCAAAAGGCUCCACAAGGUUCUGAGACCAUUCCUGCUCCGGAGGAUCAAGAUUGAUGUGGAGAAGCAGAUGCCCAAGAAAUACGAGCAUGUGGUGCGCUGUCGCCUCUCCAAGAGACAACGGUUUCUCUACGAUGACUUCAUGGCCCAGGCCUCGACCCGGGAAACACUGGCCAGUGGUCACUUCAUGUCUGUGAUUAACAUCCUAAUGCAGCUCCGCAAAGUGUGCAACCACCCCAACCUGUUUGACCCUCGACCCAUCCAGUCUCCCUUCAUCACGCAGCCCAUUGUUUUCCAUACAGCCUCCCUGGUGCAGGACGCCCUGGAGGUCUCUCCUUUGAAGCGCUGCGACCUUUCUAUGUUUGACCUUGUUGGUUUGGAAAGCCGUGUGUCCCGGUACCAGGCAGAUGUAUUCCUGCAGCGCUACAAGGUCAGCCGCCAACUGAUCCAGGAGAUUGUGGAGUCCCCUGAACCCCCUCCGAGGCCCAAACCAGUCCGCAUGAAGGUCAACAGGAUGUUCCAGCCACCACCUAAAGGUGAUAACCGACCGGUCCUACUGAUGAACAAACCCACCUGCUCCGUUCCCCCUGCAGCACAGACCCCCAAACCUCCUGCAGUCACUGAAGUCACCUCGACUCCUGCACCUGCUCCUGUAGUCCAACAAGUGGUGUGUUCAGUGGCAACCACGCCACCUCCUCGCCCGUCCAUGCAUCUCACUGCUCAAACUGCAGUGAGAUCCAACGCUCCAAAGCCGGUGCUGACCGUACGGCCUCCCACUGCCUCCUGCACAGCCAGCAUCCCAACUCACCCGAGUCCAAACGCUGGCAACAUCAUGCCCCAGAGGGUUCUGCUCAGUCCAGAUAUGCAGGCUCGGUUGCCUUCUGGUGAGGUAGUGAGCAUAGCCCAGCUGGCCUCCCUGGCAGGGCGACCCGUGUCCUCAUGUCAGGGCAGUAAACCCGUCACCUUCCAGCUUCAGGGCAACAAGCUCACUCUGUCUGGAGCCCAGAUCCACCAAGUCCCAGCAGGUCCUGCACGCCCAGUUCAAGGUAAUGUAAUGCACCUGGUGUCCAGCGGAGUGCAGCACCACCUCAUCAGCCAGCCUGCCCAGGUGGCUGUCCAGAGCGCAGCUAACACUCAUCCUGCAAGCACCUCCACUGCCCUCCCUGCGAAUCGUUUGCCUCACAAUGCCUCCUCGCAAGUGACCCCCUCUAUGGUGAGCAGUCCUGGCGUCGUGAAGAUCGUUGUGCGUCAGACAGCAGGCAAGGAGGGCGGGCCUGUGCCCACACUGGCAGUGGCCCCUUCCCCUCGUGUUGCUCCUCAGGCAUCCCCUUCCCCGCACCCUCACGCCAACACAACCCCUGUCAGAAACACUGCUCCACUGCAAAUUGCCCAGCGCACGCCUGGCCCCGCUACUGCCCACUACACCAUAGCUCCUCCCGGAAACCCUAGCUCAACCCCGAACCAGCCCCACCCCCCUCGCCCUGUCCUCAAAGUAGUGCAGCCUCCUCCAUCAAGCACAGAGCAGCCAGCUCCAGGUCAGGUGGCCUCCUCGUCCUCUGCGUCCAAGUCUCCAGCAGCACCGCGUGACAGCAGCAGCCCUCCUCCCCCCCCUCCCUCUCCUUUCUAUGUGUCGUGGCUGGCAGAUAGCCACAAACAGCAGCGUGACAGCCGACUGGACUUCAUCAUUCGAGUCAACGAGAGCCACUGUGGGGCAAAGCCCAUGUAUGGCCGGGAGGUUUUGGACUUCCUGACUUUUCUCCCUGGUCCCCGUCCCUCUCCGGCCGCCCUGAGCUCUCAGGGGGAGUGGAGCCGCUCGGGCCAAAGCAGCUGUCUGUACGCACAGUGGCAAAACAAAUACGACUACUGGUUUCAGAGCCGCGCCGUGAGAGAGGCCAUCCACAGCGUUGAGGACAGGCUGGAGCUGCUCCGUGAAGUUGUAGACAGGUUUACAUUUGCGAUUCCCCCAGUGGAGGCUCCUCCAAUCUCCAUGCACUGCUGCCAUCCUCCUCCCUCGCUGAGCCACAAGCAAGCAGCCUUCUCCUCCAUGCUGUCAACUCAAGUCGCUCCAUUAACUCGCAGUCUCCAUCGUAUCCAGUGUAACAUGAGGACCCAGUUUCCAGACCUGAGGCUCAUACAGUAUGACUGUGGUAAGCUGCAGACUCUCCACACAUUGCUGCGAAAGCUGAAGACAGGAGGCCACAGAGUGUUGAUCUUCACUCAGAUGACGCGUAUGUUAGAUGUGCUGGAGCAGUUCCUCAACUACCACGGACACAUCUACCUCCGUCUGGACGGCAGCACCCGCGUGGAGCAGAGACAGGCCCUCAUGGAGCGUUUCAAUGCCGAUCGGCGUAUUUUCUGCUUCAUUUUAUCAACUCGCAGCGGGGGUGUAGGGGUGAACCUGACUGGGGCCGAUACAGUAGUAUUCUACGACAGCGACUGGAACCCCACCAUGGACGCCCAGGCGCAGGACCGUUGCCACAGAAUCGGCCAGACCAGAGACGUCCACAUCUACAGGUUGAUCAGCGAGCGCACAGUGGAGGAGAAUAUUUUAAAGAAAGCUAAUCAGAAGAGGAUGCUGGGAGAUAUGGCUAUUGAAGGAGGAAACUUUACCACCGCCUUCUUCAAACAGCAAACCAUCCGAGAGUUGUUUGAUAUGAAUGAGGGGGAGAAGAGAGAGGCGGCGGUGGAGCUAUCGGUGCCCCAAGCUGAGGAGGAGGAAGCUGUCAACAAGCAGAGCACCACCAUUCUGGAGCAGGCCCUGUGUCGUGCCGAGGACGAGGAGGACAUAGUGGCAGCCUCUCAGGCCAAAGCAGAGCAGGUGGCAGAACUGGCAGAGUUCAACGAGAACAUACCGCUGGACGACGGAGGGGAACAAGAGGAAGUGGAGGAGCUCUCCAAGGCCGAGCAGGAAAUAGCUGCUCUGGUGGAGCAGCUCACUCCCAUUGAACGCUACGCCAUGAACUUCCUGGAAGCCUCCUUAGAAGAUGUAUGCAAAGAAGAGUUGAAGCAGGCUGAGGAGCAAGUGGAGGCUGCCAGGAAGGGCCUGGACCAGGCCAAGGAGGAGGGCCUAAAGCUCCACGCUUCAUUCGAUGAGGACGACGAUGACUUUUUGUCACCACCAGCCUCCGUGGAGCCUGCUCAGCCAGCCCCGGCCCGCCGUGGCCGUAAACCCAAGGACAAGGACAGGGAUAAGGAUAAGGACAAGGACAAGAUCGUCACCUCUACAAGGACUAGUGGUCGGCUACGUGGGGCCUCACCUGAAACUGAGCCUGAGCCUACGACCCCUAAAGAAGUGCCUGAAAGACCUCGCUUUAGUCUGAGAGGCCGAGGAGCUGCCAAAGACACCGGUACUGUGUCUACCACCCCAUGCCGCACAGACCAUCACAAAACCUCCUCAUUAACCAGGCAAGAUUCCUCCAAAUCUUCAAAAGCCUCAUCUCCUGCCAGAGAUCACCAGACCACCAAAACCAGGACUUUACCAAACCGCUCCCACCCGAGUCCAGUGCCUUCCCCUCCUACAGCCUCUCCACCUGGAGGGAAACAACAGUGCGUUGUGGAGACUGACGGCAAGAACUCCAAAGCAGGCAGAGAGGAGAAAGAGGGGGAGAAUGAGAGGAGGAUGUCUGAGUCAUCACUAGAAUCCAGCUGCCCGGUGGACCAUCAAGCAAAAGAUGAUGACGACAGCAAAGACCACAGCGCCAUGUCUCCCCCCUCCACCAGCUCCCGAUCGCCUCGCAAGCGACAGUCAGCAGAUGGUGAAGUCCGGCGGGGCCUGGUUGAAGACUCUCCGUCUGCCAAAGUCCUGCGGAAGCUUCCCGGGAGACUCGUCACGGUGGUGGAAGAGAAAGAGCCGAGAAGGAGGCGGCGGCGAGGAAGCGGCACUGGAGGUGGAGCUUCUUCAGAGGAGGCAACUGUGGAGGAGAAUGCCGCCGGAUUCGUCGACGAACCGAACAAAGACAACGCAUCACCGACCCCUGACGGCAAAAGUAAAGGGGCCGUUACCAAAUCUCCUCAGGACCAAGACUCUGUUCCUAGUCCGUCUGUGCACCCGCAGCCUGUCAGAGGUUAUCCUCCUUAUUCCCCACCCCAUCUUUCUCCCGACAUGCCCGUGCUGAGAAAUCUUCCUGUACGGCGCCGGUUGGAAACUGAAUCUCGCAUGGCUGCUCAGCUGGGAGAGCAACAGCAGCAUCUGGGUAGAGGAAGAGGAGGAAACCAGGCCAGAAAAACAGACAUACCACCAGGCAAGGACGCCACUUCAACCUCUACAGAGUCCAGUGUGAAUUCUCUUGCGACACCUUUGAAAAGAAAGAGGGGCCGGCCCCCUAAGACUUCUCCUAGGUUACCUGAGCCUGACAACACAGUAACCCCUUCUCCACAGCCCACCUCGCCAAGUGAGGAAGGGCACCCCCCUCUCUCCCCAAAACGUAAGCGGGGUCGUCCUCGCAAAGACUCCACAACCUUUCUAGAAACUGUGAGUGAAGGACAGAACUCUAAAAACGAGACCACCACUACUGGUGUUUCUGGUGUAUUGAAAACUGAUACUAUCACAGAGCCAACAGUCCCACCUCCCCGUGAGUUGGAGACCCCCAUUGCUGCUGCUGUCACUACAAGUCAGGCCUCCGUGUCUACCAAAGCUGAGGAAACAGACAUUAAGACUGAGGUUUCAACCUCAGUUUCAGCCCCUGCUUCAAUUCCACCUCAAACCUCCACAACAUCCACAGAUCAAACUUCCACACCCGUCUCGGCUUCAGUCCAAGCAGCCGCUGCACCUGCACCCCAGCAGACCGCAGCCCUUCCUGUCGCUGCCUCCACAUCAGCCUCAGCCCACUUCAUUAGUUCAGCUCCAGCUACAGUUCAAAGCCUAGACACAGCAUCAACCCAGGUUUCCUCUUCAUCCUCUGUUGCACUUUCCACGCCUGCCCCCAUCCCAGUCACUGCUACCCCGACUACCACAACCCCACUGACACCUGCCAGCACCAUCACAUCAACUCUUCCAGCGGCAAGAUCAACACUUGUGGUUUCCACAGCUUCUACAGCUCCCGUAGAGCCAAAACCUUCAGUUUCUGUAAAUGUGAAAACAACAGGACCAGACACUGCCAAAACCACCACAGUUGCCACAUCAGCUGCUACCACUCCAUCCACUGCUUUGUCUUCUCCUACGGAUGUUCCAGCAUCAGUCCCUGCCACAACGGCAACAGCUUCUAAUGUAAAAUCACUAACAGUAAGCGUUACACCAGCACUCACCACCACCACAGUGAACCCAGUCCCAACUGGAACUACUGCUGUAAAGAACUUGCCCCUUUCGUCUACAACAUCUACCCCAGCUACUGUAAUGUCCGCCCCAGCUGCCACCCAGAAUGUUUCAGCUACAGCUACUAGCUCAGCUACAGCUUCAAAACCAACCUCAACGCCUAGCCCCACUGCAGCAACAACAGCAACAACAGUAACAACCGUACAAGCGAGUCCCUCAAACUCAAGUCCAAGCACAGUUGCCACUACAAGUCCAACUGUGUCUGACGGCGCUUCUACAACACCAACAACAGUCUCAUCAUCUGCUGCAAAUACAUCUUCUCCAGCCCAAACAAGGACUAAUGUGACAACUACCAAAGUCGCAACCAAACCAGUCUCAACCUCACCACCACCACCAACGGUUCAAGUGGCCACACAGGCACCGGUAACAACUGUUUCGGUGGCUGAAUCCUCAGAAAAACCUCCUGCUGCACCUUCCCCAAUCACUUCUUCCCCAACUACAACAUCCGCCAGUGUUUCUACCACAGCCGAGGCAAAGACGGUUACAGUAACUACAUCACCUGCAACAGAGGGAGUCCAAGUAACAACCCCUUUAGUAGAAGCAUCCCCUUCCAAAGAACAUACAACUACCCCUUCCACAACUGCAGAAAACACUGUCAAGACCCCACCCCAAAUAACGACUUCCACAGCUGCUACACCAGCUCCACUACCAACCGUCACCACAACUACAUCCCCUGAAAAGUCCUUUACAGUUGCGACCACAAACGUCGUCCCAACUACACAUGUAUCCACUCCCAUAGUCACCCCUGUGUCAGUAGCAACAACCACAGCUGCCACAGUUCCUCCUGUGUCCACCACACAAACCUCUGCAGUCAUUUCCUUGCCAGUAGAAAGCUCUUCGUCCACAGACGUUUCCCCAGAGGUGUCCACACCAGCCCAGACAGAGGCCCUGCCCCAGAUACCCACACCUGCUGCUUCUAGUGUUUCAUCAGAGAAGCAAUCUUUAGAGCCAACGCAGAAAGCCCCUAAAAGUGACCCGGACAGGGUGACAGAAAUGGAGGAGGGAGCUGUAGAGACUGAGGCGAGGACUAGAAAGGAGGAUGACGACAAACAGCCAGACCUCUGUAAGCCUCAGCCGAAAAGGAGAAAGGUGGAGAGUUCCUCGGAGACCAAAGACUUGGAGUCAGGAAGGGAGGGAACGGACGGAGAAACACCGUCUGCAACUGAUCAUCAGGAAGAAGACCCUAAGCAACAAGCAGAGGAGCAACUUACUGAAGAUCAGAGAACUCCAUGCCAGAAAAGAUCUCUUAGUCGCCAGAGUAGCCAGGAGUCCACCCGCUCCUCUUCGCCGUCAUCUGGGUGCUCGACAUCAACCCUCACUCGUCACGCUCACCACAAGAGGACUUACGAAAACAGACAUCCUACCAAGAAGAGGCGAAUGGACGUCACCUCAGAAACAGGGGAGGAGGAGAAAAUGGAAGAGGACGGGGAGAACAAAGAGGAAGGCAGCAACAAGGAGCUGGCCAAUGCUCCCUCUCGGAGAGGGCGCUCCAGGUCGUCUUCCUCCUCCUCCUCGGAUUCUGACAGCGGGAGCAGGAAGGAGCACCGGCUGACUCGCUCAGCCAAACACAGGCUACAAGAUCAAGAGAGGGAAAAGGGCAACAGCCGACAAGGAAAGAAACCUGCACACAGCUCUGACAGAAACGCAUCAAACAACACCAACGCGUCCACAGGUGGAGAGUCUGGCAGUGAUACGUCUUCUGUUAGGAUCACCAGGAAGUCUGCAGGAUCGCAGCCUUCACAAGACAACAAAGCUCAAACAAACAGCGCGCCCUCAUUGCCUCCUGAGCCCGAGGUUCUGGGGAAGAGGUGCUCGGCACUCAACGCAGCAGCCAAACUCCUUGCGAUGAAAGGCAGGGUGGACACGCCUGGCCACACCACUCGGAGAGACUCGGCGGCCAAGGCCGCCGGGACUUCCCCCGCCUCCUCUUCUGACAAGAACCAAAAACCUAAAAGCAAAAGUGUACCAGCCUCCCCUCAGAGUAACUCUGUAAAUCUAACUAAUAAUAAAAGCAGCAGCAGCAAACCCUCAACACCCAAUCAGACGAGCCGCUCUGCUUCCCGCUCCACCAGACAGUGCCCUGGUUCUCUGGUUCCCCCCCUGGAGGUGGAGUACAAGAGGUCUAAAGCAGAGGAGAAGGACAGAGGGAGUAGGAAGUCAUCAGGGGUGAAGGAAGGCGAGGCAGAGGCUCAGUCUUCAUCCCGGGGCCACAGUGCGUGCAGCAGCAUGAGCAGCGACGGCGAGGGCGACGGCGGCGGCCGCAGCAGCAGAAGCCGCAGCAGCAGCAACAGCAGCCAACGCACCCACAGCAUCAGCUCUCAAAACACGGAGCACAGAGGAUCCCGCGCCACUUCCUCCGGCAGCGAGCGCAGCUCCGAGCGGAGUAGAGACAAAAAAGAGAGGCAGCGACGGGAGAGUCGGCACGACAGCAGGAGGUCUCAAAAGAUCUCGCAGGAGGUGACCAGCAGUUCGGGAACAGAGGGGACGCCGGACAGGGUGCUGCGGAGCGUCGCGGCGCUCGCAGCGGUGCAGGCCCGGUCACCGGCCGCAAGCACCCGCUCCUCUUCUGGUCAACAUCGUCACAACAAGACAUGAUCGGAGUGCCAAAGGGGAAAAAAAAAACGGAAGUGAGAGUGUUGUCACGAGAGCAAUGUCAUGACCUCCAAGGUUGCUGCUUUGUCUGCACUCUUAAUGAAUGCAAGGGGAACUGAGUGCACAAGCCAGGGACCUCCCCUGCCUCUUGGGCCCUCUCCCUUUCCAAUUGGAGCUGGUCCCCUCAACCAGCUCAGCCAUUGUCAGCUGGGGGAAGGCUCAGGGACGCCGGACUGAGAGUAUAAAAAAUGUGGCGCCAUCAUGGUGCGUCGGUAACACAGAUAGAAGAUGGUACAGUGGUUUAAACUUCACCACUGGGACUUUGAAAGGGGGGGGACAAAAAGGUGCAAGAGGUAAUAAAGGAAAAGUUGUUAGUUCACAUUAUGUACUGUAAUCAUUAAAGACUGGAACACUCAGAUCUUAUGUGUUAAGAUGGGAUUAUACAGCACCCUCUUAUUAGGGUUAUAAAUGAAAAGUCAUUUGUGUGACAUUAAAAACUUUUUGAGUGACCAGUUGUAUUGUAAGUUGGAGGUUUUAGAAAGUUUGGUUUUGAAAAAUUUCGUCAGCUGUCCUGACUAUUGUUUCUUUGUAGUCAGUUGAUAAGUUAUGCAUAUUUUAUUAUUUCUUCCAGGGUAUUAGGAAGAGGAACUGAUCUGUCAAUGUGAUCUUUGCUGCACUAUGCUGGAGCUUGUCUUUUGCUUGGGCCCCCUUUUUAUUUUUCAUGUCAAUUUUUUUCUGUUCAUUUUGGAUUCAAUUCAUUUUUAAAAAGAAAAUCCAGCCUCGCAUUUCUCAUUUGCACAUCUGAUAACGUGGCCCUCUGCUUUAUUGAGUACAUUGUGGUGUAGUAAUAAGUUUUUACAUCAACUUCGGUAAAUUAACUGGUUCCCCCGGUACCUCACGAUGUAUCUCCACAGAUUAAUUCAAGUUGCAAAUUGUCUUUGAAGACGUUAUUUGCUCCUCACAGACCCGGAGCUCCUUUUUUUGUUUUUGUUUUUGUUUUUUUUCCCCCCUAAUCUUCCCAACAGGCAGUUAUUGUUACGGUCCACUUUGUCAUGUAUUUAUAUCGAAAAGGGCAAAAAGUUUAAGUGUUUAUUGAAAAUUUAAAGAGUGCCUCUCUGGCCAAAAUGGGUUUGAACCUCUGAUUGCCUUGUGAAGCACCUGAACGCCGGGGUGCUGAGCUUCACUCGUUAUUUAAAACAAAAAACAAACAAAAAAAAAAGCCAAACAAAACAGGAAAAAAUGAAUAAAAAUAUAACCUUCCCCCUCCCUCCCUCCCCACCUCCUUCUUCCCACCCCCCCUCCCUCUCCCUCCCCAGGAAAUGUUAAGAAAAGCACCCUGUGCAUCAGUGCAACCAAAUUUAAUGUUUUAUUUUUCACCUGGAUUUUUGUCACCAUUACUUCAUUGCUCUUCGUUCAUGUAAGAAAAAAUAAAAAAUUUAAAAAAAUACUUGGACAAAAAUAUGUGAAUAAAAUUACUGGUACAGUUCCAGAUGACUGUAAAUUGUCAAUUUACUUUUGGACUUAAGCUACUUUGAGCGAAGGUGAUAUUUCGGGGGCGGGGGGGGGGGUAGUUUAUGGUGAUGGUCUUAUUUUCUUUGAUUUGUCUCUUUCAUUUGUUGCAUUCCUUUUGAUCCCUUGUAAUUCCACAUUGUUUUACUUGAAAAAUUAAGACAAUUACAGUUGAAUAAAAAGACCAAAAAUUA
Molecule: messenger RNA, 15278 nt
Organism: Dicentrarchus labrax (European seabass)
Lineage: Eukaryota; Metazoa; Chordata; Actinopteri; Moronidae
Gene: srcap
Product: Snf2-related CREBBP activator protein
Exons: 34
Coding region: 550-13578 (4342 amino acids)
Cellular component (GO): Swr1 complex
Molecular function (GO): ATP binding; ATP hydrolysis activity; histone binding
Source: RefSeq, a predicted model, not a curated record